Huiozyma naganishii CBS 8797 is the source of this 702-nucleotide messenger RNA. RefSeq names its product N-acetyltransferase family protein. Gene Ontology annotation, molecular function: acyltransferase activity, transferring groups other than amino-acyl groups. NCBI's taxonomy places the organism in Eukaryota, Fungi, Ascomycota, Saccharomycetes, Saccharomycetales, Saccharomycetaceae. Bases 1 to 702 code for a protein of 233 amino acids. The transcript has a single exon. The record is from RefSeq and is a predicted model, not a curated record.
AUGACUCGUCAAGAUAUAUGGAGCACGAAGUUGCUGCACGACGGUCCCACUUUCAACAAGCCAUUAGUAGAGAGAUGCGAACCCGUGAGUUUCAAGCUGAGUGAUGGUACGGUGGCCACGGCGUUUGCAAUAUUUGACAGUACGUUGCUGGCCAGCGCGUUGACUGCCCUGAUGCACCGUCAGUUCAACAUGGAGAUCGAGGCUGGCGACACCUACCCUCAGUCAGCACCGCUCACCAGGGAUGAGUUCAUUGACUACUGGCACCACUCUAUGUGUGUUGUGCUGCUGCAUACUGAUCAAUUGUCUCUUGAGGCGGUCAAUGCGUCAAACCCGGACUGGGAGCAGCUGUUUUUGGGCACUUUCUAUAUUAAACCCAACUACAUGUCCCGUUGCUCACAUAUCUGCAACGCCGGGUUUCUUGUAAACCCAACUCAUAGAGGUAAAAGGAUAGGAUACAGGUUGGCACAGGUCUACUUGAAGUGGGCCCCGCUGCUCGGUUACACUUACUCCGUGUUCAACUUGGUGUUCGUGACGAACAUCGCCAGCUGGAAGAUCUGGGACAGGUUCAAGUUCGACAGGAUCGGCCUUAUUCCAAGAGCUGGACAGCUUGCAGGCCACAAGGAACCCGUCGACGCGAUUGUCUUUGGGAAGAACUUGACUAACGUUGAGGAGGAACUCUUUGCAGAUUUCGAAACCCUUUAG